AACACAGCAAGCGGUCAAACCACCUCGUCCGCCCCUCAUAAAAACCCACAAAAACAAACCCUUCCACCAAAUUUUCUUCUCCAAGCACCACCCCAAUCAAUGCUGCGUUUCUUUGCCACAAACGAUCAAGGUAAAACUUGAUUCUCGGCGCGUCCCAGACGCGCCGAGCCAACCAUGCAAAUGAGAAAUUCGGAGGAAUCUUCACCUAAACAAAGUAACCCGCUCUCUCUUUCCUCUCACAGGAAAAGCGAGCCGGUACUGCCCGCAAGGGCCUGGUGUGAAAAUCCAACCCAGCUUCGGCCGGGUCGCACAUCUGCAAUCGGCAUCAGAAACAUCGGGGCUGGAAUGGGGACGUUCACGCGUUCCCUCCAGGUUUUCCCCUUGGGAGAGUCGUUGCGAAGAUUGUGUGUGCGGGAAACCGUGCGACACUUUAGUGCAAUACGCAGCAUGCUGGUUUCUUCCCUUCCCUUUGGGGGAGGGGGGAGAACGGUAUCAUUCGAUUCCGAUUAUUCUGGUUGGGGUGGUGCUUCUUUUCCAUUUUUUUCAGGUCUUUGGGCCCGUUGUCUUUUCUUUUUUUUUAGGGAGUUGUUGUUGGGUGUCAGGGGUGGGUUUGAGAGUAUACUGGGGUUUAGGGUAGAUUUAUUGUUGGAAUGGAAUAAAUGGACAGCCUUGGAAACAUUUAUGUGUUUCUUGUAGACAUUGCAUAGCUCGUAAGAUGUAUCAAAC
Molecule: messenger RNA, 726 nt
Organism: Aspergillus alliaceus
Lineage: Eukaryota; Fungi; Ascomycota; Eurotiomycetes; Eurotiales; Aspergillaceae
Exons: 2
Coding region: 175-696 (173 amino acids)
Source: RefSeq, a predicted model, not a curated record